CUGCCCUUGAGACCGUAGCUAUGAAAGGAGGCAAUAAUCUCUCCUUUCUUCCACUCUGCCUUGUGGGUUUAAAUCACUAGAAGGUUACCCGGCGUUGCCCGGGACCAGUGAAAUUACUCCUGACCUAUAGCAGGGUAAGUGUGAGGAGAUCCAUGGCUCAAUCGUGGCUCUCACCUCUGUACGCUAGUGACUUCCAUGGAGUUACACUUAGAGGAGGGUUAGGCCCAUAACAGCUACGUCUGUUGGAAGAGCAAUGACUUUCCUGGCUAUGUGGAAAGGAAGAACAAUGGCACCGUCUGAUUUCAGAUCUCCUCCCUGACCGGAUCGAGAAGAGCCAGCCAGCGCAGCCACAUGCAGCUCUGGGCUCAUGUCCAUAAGCUACAGAAAAAGCUCCAGGAAUCCAAACUGGCUUCUGAUGCAGAAGAUGAGAUUUUCAGAAAGAUGAAACAGCGAAUCCGAGAACUGGAGGAAUCAAUAAAAGAAUACGAGGCAGUAAUCCAGGUUCUUCAGGAUAAAGAGAAGUCUCUUCAGGACCAGCUCUCGGCUGCUGAGGAAAAGACUCGAACUCUCCCAAAGAAAGCUAGUAACAUCCUGAACAUUAACCCCAAAAGCCUGAUGUCUGAAAUAGUCAAAGCUGAGCUGGAAGACAAAAUACGAGGCAAAGGGAAGAAGCAAAGGAAGCACUUUUUUGGUGGUAGGCUGAACCCCAAGUGGAUUCUGGUUGUGUUGUGGCACCUGACGGGCAUGCUGCUGGCCAUCCUCCUGGCUGCCACCCUAGUCACCCUCUUUGUGCUCUGGACCUGCGUCUCAGAGCACACCGUGACAGAGGCCUAUCACCAACCGAUCUGGCAGUUUCUGGACUAUUACCUCUGGCCUCAUAUGAAACUGCACAGUUCUGGCAUGUUACCCAAGUAACCCCUUUGCAGAACCUAUGGAUGACUGCGAGUGUAUUCGCAGCAAAGCCCUGUCAUUCUACAGCCAACCGCCCGGCCUUGGAGACAGCUAUUUCCCUCAGACAGUUUGUGAUCUGCAACGCCCCGAGCUCUAAUUCGACACUGUC
Molecule: messenger RNA, 1060 nt
Organism: Pelodiscus sinensis (Chinese soft-shelled turtle)
Lineage: Eukaryota; Metazoa; Chordata; Testudines; Trionychidae
Source: RefSeq, a predicted model, not a curated record